This is a messenger RNA of Dichotomopilus funicola, 954 nucleotides long. RefSeq lists its product as uncharacterized. The record is from RefSeq and is a predicted model, not a curated record. Bases 1 to 954 code for a protein of 317 amino acids. NCBI's taxonomy places the organism in Eukaryota, Fungi, Ascomycota, Sordariomycetes, Sordariales, Chaetomiaceae. The transcript has 6 exons.
AUGAUCCACGGCCUCGGAUUUGGUGCCCGCUCAACACCAGUAUCCCUCGCCACGUCAUGGAUGGACACCCGCCACAGCGGCACCCUCUACAGCGCCGUAUUCCUCGUUCAACAAAUCGGCAUGCUAAUAGGGGAACCGCUCAUCCAGACCCUACUCGGCGCCAGCAUUAGGUUCCACGAUCCUUGGAGAGGCCUGCCGUUUCUCAGCGUAGGUGAAUUCAUUGGCGUCCUUGAAGACUUUUUAGGAGUCAAGAGAACCCCAUUCAGCUUCGCCGAGGAGUGGAAGAAGAACCCCCCCAAGAAAGCCGGUGGUGUGCCAUUGCUGAAGUACACCGAAAAGAGUGCGUUCUGGGCAUUAUGCUACGACUAUUAUCAUGGGUUCGAUGAUUUUCGUGCUGAAUACAGAGCGAAGUUUGGCAAAGACGCGUUUGUCAGCUCGGUUGUCCGUUUCCGAUGGGGUAUCGGGAAAGAGGUCACCCCGGAAGAGUACGAGACAUACUUGGAGGAGCUUGCGGUCUUCAGGGACUGGGUCAGCGACUUGGUCCUGGGCCCAGACUCAGAUACCCUUUCCAACGCCAUCCUCAUCAUGCCGUACGGAGAAGCUGGCCCGGAAUAUCGCGAUGAUCCAAGCCCACCAGCUGGCACUUUCCCAACGAUCGCAGAGAAGUUCAUAUCGCCUAUUAUCCACGCUCCUCAGCUUGUGCUGCCAUGGAGCGACCUAAUGCUCAUUGAGCUUGCGAGAGCGGCGUUAAACAAGGCUUCAUGGCCCACUAGCAUCCAAACCGGCCGCUACAUGUACCCUCUUGGCGAUGACUCAAGGAACGUAGGUUCACCAAACGACAAAGCUGGUAUCAGUUAUGAGACUCGACGGAAAGGGCUCCAAGAAAUUCACGACGGGUUUGAGCAUAGCGGCGAGACUAGUUCGGUGAGGAUAGAGCUGUGUCUUGCCGAAUGA